This is a messenger RNA of Porites lobata, 7676 nucleotides long. The record is from the annotation of a GenBank genome assembly. Lineage: Eukaryota; Metazoa; Cnidaria; Anthozoa; Scleractinia; Poritidae.
AUGUCGGAAGAGUUCGAAAUGUGGCUGCAAAAUCUGUGUGAUACGUUCAAAUCUUUGACGGAUAUUCAAAGAAAUACGACAGUGGAAUGUAUCAUAAAUCUAUGUGGACCAGAGCAGCUUCGUUUUCUAUCCACAAAACUAGAACUUCUCGUAAAAAGAGACUACCUCAAGUGCUUACCUUUGGAGCUGAGUUUUCACGUGUUGAAAUGGUUGGACCCUGUUUCCUUGUGCCGUUGUUGUCUUGUGAGUAAGAUAUGGAACAAGGUUAUUUUGAGCUGCGAUGGUGUUUGGCAAAACGCUUGUAAGCAACUUGGGUUGAAUGUCGAAGAAGAACUUGCAGAAAAUUCAAGUGCAUCUUGGAAACAUGUUUACUCUUUACAUACCCAAAAUAUAAGAAAGCUCAAAGGUGAAAGAGCUGUUGAGAGGAAACAACUUUAUGGUCACACAGCUCGGGUGUUUGCUUUGUAUUAUCAUGGAAAUUAUUUGGCAACUGGUGAGAUUAUACGGGUUGUGAAUAAGCGACCCAACGCUUGGUUGUACAAAAAAUGUUUUGAACGGAAUGUUCCAAUUUGGAUCCUCCCCACCCCUCCCUCAGACAGAUAGCAGGGAGCUUCAGCAAAAAUGUUUUAAGGGGUGCAUGUCAACCAGAAGUGGACUUUGUGCAUUCUUGGACAGUGAUGUUGCCCAAAUAUUGGGCAGAUUGUCUCCAUUAGAGUGAAGACACUUUGUAAUACAACUUUGUUAGUGUCAAGACAUUUUAGACAGGAAAAGGCCUCACCUCCAGUCGACAUACGUCAUUUAUAAAUUUCUUUGCUUAAGCUCCCUAUUUUUCUUUGUAGGAGCCAUUGCUGUUGUUGUUGUUAUUAUUAUUAUUGUUGUUGUUUUUAUUAUUAUUAUUUUUGUUUUAGUAAAGUAAACAUGUUAGGAUCAAUCUUCAUUCCAAGAGCACUAAAAGAAUUUCAGUUUUGGUUAGUCUUGUUGUGGAGGUGCAAAUAAAAAGCGUAACAACCCUCAAAUGUUAUUUUGUCAAGGUUGAGGAUACUUUAAAAUGAUUUACCAGUAGUUUUAGUGUGAAGAAAUCAGGGAAUUAUGGCUUUGUUUUCCUUUGUUUGUUUGCUCUGAGUAUAAACUACUCUCCAACUAAGCUUAAACCUGUCCAAUUUUUGCCAUCAUUGUGACUCUCCUGAUGUCAUUCUUUUGGUAGGAUCUGAUGACCGGUCAGUGAGACUUUGGGACUUAACAACAGGACACUGUGUAUAUGUUCUGAAAACCCAUACAUGUGCAGAUAUUUGUUUUGAUGAUGACAAAGUCAUUACUGCAUCAUUUGAUAAUACUGUUGGUAUGUGGGACUGGAAAACUGGAGAUGUCUUACAGUGCUUCAGGGGUCACACUGCAGCAGGUAAUCUGGAGUUUAAAGUGCAUACCUUAAUGUCCUUGAAGGUGUGUAUGGUCAAGUGGUUAACACCUUGAAUUCCAGAUUUGGAGGUCUGGGUUUCAAGCCUUGCCCAUUGCGUUUUUCCCUUAGACAACGAACUUUACUUCACUUUGUCUCUCUUCUCCCAAGUGUAUAAAUGGACUACAUGUAGAGGUGUUUAUUUGAGAGGGGGUAUCAAUUAAAUCAUUUAUAAUUGUAAUUUUUUUUUGUUAUCUGAUAAUGGAUUCUGGUACGAUUCUCAACUCAAGCAUGUGAACUACAGUGUAUUGAAAUUAUUUUAAAAUAUAGGACGUUCCCACCAAGACCUUGCAGUUUAAAAUCUAAGACAGAGAAAUACAGGUUUAUUCUGAAGGCCUUCUGAUAAUUUGUGAAAAAAUAUUGAGAAAUUAUAGAAUUUCAAUGAGGAUGUCACAUUAUGCAGCAGAAAAUGUGUAUCAUAUGGCACAUUUUUUGAUUUUUCAUGAGAGGAUUGAAGAUCAUAUGGUACAUUUUGUGAUUUUUCAUGAGAAGAGUUCACAAAGAACUCUUGCAUUCAAUAGAUUCACAACAAAAUUAUAAUUAUAUUUCAGAGGCUUGCGCCUUGAGUUUAAAAUGUUUCUAAUCUUGGCUAAUUUAAAAGUGAAUUUAAGCUCAUGAUUUUGUAAUUUUGUCUUCAACAACAAUUUCCUAAACAUGUAGCUCCAUUUAAGACCACACCACUCCGAUUUUUAUCGUUUCCUACUAAUAAAUCAACUGCUAGGAAAACCUACUCUUCAAAUUGUUGAGGUGUGAUAAAUCAUUGUUGAAACGUGUGAUCACCAGAAGUACAAGUCUCUUUCCUUUUCCACCUGCUCUAGUUUUUACAGUUGAUUACUGUGAUGAUCAGGACACAGUUGUAAGUGGCUCGGCAGAUUCCACUGUCCGAAUAUGGAAGAUGUCAACAGGGCAGUGCUUACAAACCAGAUAUGGACAUACAGACUGGGUAAUAAAGGUGAGAUUUGUAGCUUUUAAAUAGAAGACAGGGUUCCCCAGACACUCUGAUGACUGGCAAAAAUUUCUGUCUAGUCUUCAUGGAAGCCCUAGACUAAGAGUAGUCCCCCAUUUUUCCUCAGGGAUAGUAGAGCAAGCGAAACGCGAGCGCGCAUGAAAAUCACCCCACGCGAGAAAAGGCAACACGCGGCGGGGUGAUUUUCACGCGCGCUCGCGUUUCGCACGCUUUACUAUCCCUGAGGAAAAAUGGGGGACUACUCAUAGUCUAUGGAAGCCCUGGCUGCUUACAGAAAGUAAUUUUUUUAAGGGGGAAAAUAAAACUGCCGAAUUUUUUUUUGCAAGACUUGACUGGGUGAAAGCAAACAAAAUAUAUAUAAAGCAAAUAUGGGUAAAGAAAGGUCCCAUUUUUAUCCCUAAAAAUUUUCCCUGGUUGCUCAAGAAAAUGCACUGAAAUGCAGGGCUCCCCAAAUUAAAGUUUUCCCAAGGGCGCAUCCCAAUAUCACUCCACUGGAUGGAACUGAUCGCCUUUUCCACGUCUAUAUACCUGCCAAGUGUCACGGGGGGUUUAUGAGAUACAAUGUAAAGGUCUAAGUGAUGUAACCUCAACCUCUUCUUUUGUUCGAGUACAAGCAAAUAUAAGGCAUUUUGGAAGAAGAACCUGGAACCGGAAACCUUAUAUUUGUACGGCUUCUCUCCGCCAUAGUUUCCACUCAGUUCGUAUUGAUAGCUGCAGUUUAAGCAAACUCUCGUUAUCAGUCUCCUAUACAGCUUUCUUUCGAGUUUUCCAGUAGCCUGUUCCAGUCGAUCAGAUCGUGAGAUGUGACCAGAAAAAAAAAAAACAGUGAGGGGAAGGGUAGGGGGUGAGAGCGACACUCCUCUCACCCUCGCCCUCUCCUCCCCCUUAUUUAUCCCGCCCUCUGACCUCUCGCCAGACUCAACCAUUUAAACACCUGGGACAGGCUUGUUGUCAUGUAACAGAAGCAUUGUGUGACCUGUUGCAUGAUGAUACAAAUAACUUGGUCUAGCACAAGGGGAAGGUUUAAAGAUGCUCCGGACACGAAAUUCUCACGUGAAAGAGAAAUAGAUCUUAUUGCAACCUCUAUGUGCCAGAUACUCUAUUAAACGCGGUCCAGGGGGUGUCACUAGAAAUUUUCUUGGGCUACGCACGUUUUUCAAAUCCACCCUUCAAACUCUUCUACCAAAUCGUACUCCCGCGGGUGACUUGAUUGAAUUUCCGUUUUUUGGCAGUGAGGUAAUUAUCUCAUCUCCUCACAAUAAUCUCUGUUGGUCCUAGAAUCGUGUUCUUUAGGAUCUUUUGUUUUCUUUGUUCUACGUCAGCUGUGAGUAAUACAUUAGAUUACACUGGAGAUGAGCCGUUCUCCGUUUUUAUUAGAGAGCCUAAGCAACAACCACGGUGACGGCUACGAAAACAUCACUUAAAAAGAGAAUUCUCGCUGCCUCAAACUUUAUCGCGCUUAUUCCAUCUCGUUUAACUCGUCAAAUGCAGGCAAUUUUUUUUGUAGUUGAAUUCUAAAGCACUGUAUCAAAGUUCAGGAAAAGAAAAAGAAAGUCGUUGUCUUGUGUUCCCGUCCUUGACAACACCUGAAACUAAGCACUUUCACGUUGUAGCUGUUUAACGACGGCAAAAUAAAGUGAUGCACGUGCAAAGUUGUUGGUUGGUAACAUAAGCCUUUCGCUUUUUUGCCGUUCUCGUUGCCGUCGCCGUCGCCGUCGUCGUCGCCGUCGUCGUCGCCGUCGCCGUCGCCGUCGUCGUUGCUUAAGCUCCCUAAUUAUUUUUAACAUCGGCUACGCCCCUGUAACUAGCACAUGGCCAAUCCUAUUCCAUUUUUUAAAGGUUAUUCUCAGAAAAUCGCAAGUGGAAUCUCAAAUUAUAAAGAAAAACAAGUUGGUACUGCUGAGUAUGGACAAAUGUGCAAUUAAGGUAUGAUGUUGUUAAAAGGGAAGUAGAGAUUUAGAUCGUUGCAUCCUUAAAACCAUCUCCGGAAUUAAUUUAAUAACGAGAUAUCAGUGUUUUGUUUUUUAAAUUUCACUUCUUAAACCAUCAAAAUUGUCCAUCGAUUCGACAUGAGCUCUCCGCUGGCAGAGAGAAAACAACAUUCAUUGAUCCUUUAAGGACCUGUUUACAUGGAGGUAGGGGACCCCAGGUAGGUGGGGUGACCCGCCAUGGUUUACCUCACCUAGCUGGGGUCCCCCACGUCCAUGUAAACAGGCCCUAAGUCUGCGAUCAUUUGAAUUUUUUGUUAUGGUCUCUCAGUUUUUGUCCGUACUUUUUAGUGCUUUUUCAGGGAAAAGCCCGGCCUUUUUCGUUUUGUUUGUUUUUCUGUUUAGUCUUUUCAUGCAGUUUUUUCAUGUAGACUGAGAAGUCUGAAAGUGCAAAGUGACCAACAAAGUUUAAGUUCUAGUUACAUUCUGUUAGAUCGUUGCUCCCAGGAUAGGGGGUGGGGUAGCGGGAAUGCUCGUUGGACAAUUAGAAUGAAAACCCUAGGGAGACAAAUCCAGGUGUGACUCAGGCUUUACUUUACCCCUGAAAGAGACCUUACUAAAACAGGCUGCCAAUUACAACAGUAAAUUAAAGGGGUUUUGUCAAGAAAUUUGACAAAACUCAAACGGUAAGAACAGCCAUCAAAGCAACUUUUCAAAAUUCAGUUCAUAUGAUAUAUAUUUUUAAUACAGCCACGGCUUGUAUGUGUUGAGUCGUAUACUAAUGAGGAAAAGUGUAAACAGUGACGUCAGCAAAGAUUCGCCUAUAAGUUAAAACAUUGACUUUCUACCCUAAAACCUUAAGUUAGACAAAAAAUCUGCAAUUGGCAUUCUCCAAGCGAGACGACGAGCAUUCCACCUUCUCUGUCAUUUCGGUGUCUUACUCCCCCUCCACUGAGGCCUGUAGCUGUUCAUUCCCGCAAAUUUGAGAGCCCCACACGGUAUAAAAUCACAACCCAGAAAUAUUUUAUCAUACUUGUGAGGUAGCCCUCGCGUGAUAAUUACAUGUAGACAUUCAACGAGUCCUUUACAUACUGUAUUUUUUCGUGGUAGGUCUGGUCACUCGCUCAAGACAGUGAAAAGUGCCUGGGAACUCUGAGCCCAUUGGAGUCAAAUAUUCAUCUUCAUCCUCGUCUCCAGUUUGAUGGGAAAAUUAUUGCUUGUUCUUCAGAGGCGGGAGUUCUGUUGUGGGAUUUAAAAACUUUACAAAUAACAAGGUAGGAAAGUCGAUAGUUCAAAAAAUAUAUUUUUUGUACUGUUCAUAAAAAUCCUCGAGACAACCAUUCCUUUCAGGGUCCGAAGCAACUUCUAGCAGCUACUCGCCCAUUCGCCUUUUUAGAAACGAAAAGGGAACUGGACCGAGUCAACUAUUUCGCAAAAGCUUGUGGGAGUGUUACUUGGGACAGGGAAAAAAUUGGCCAAUAGCUGACCGGCUACCUUGAGAGCAGAGGCUUCAUUUUCGCUGUGUGAGCUGGCGUGCGAAAAGUAGCCUCUGCCGACAACCGUUCAAUUUUCUAUCGUGCAUGCGAGAAAUUCUUCACGCGAUUCGCAAGCAAAAGUAAUCGUCAUGCCUGUCAUCAAAUGGGGCGAGUUUCGCGGGAAUAUAAAAAAAUUGCGACAACUUCUGAUCUGCUACGCAAGACUUUCGCAAUGCUCUAAACCGGUCAAGAACAGGAAAAAACUCGUUUUUUUUUUUAUUUAUUCGUCCAGAUCAUUUCUGGAUGGAGUUGAACGGUUGUCGGCAGAGGCUACUUUUCGCACGCCAGCUCACACAGCGAAAAUGUAGCCUCUGCUCGCACGGUACUGACCGGCGCGUCCCUCGGAAACAAUUGCGGGACAAAUUUCAGCUCCAGUUCCCUUCUCGUUCGGCUAACGCGGCGAACUGCAUUUAUUCCGGUGGAUUUUCUUGCGUAGUAUCAGUGAUAACUCGGCCGGAGACAGAUAAACGAGCGCAGCAAACACAAUGUCAGCGCGAGAAAAUCGUUGGGAACACUGAGAAUGAGUGCAAAGAUACCCCACGUUUUCUAUAAAUUUGCUCCAUGCAACUUGGCGUAGAAGUACGUUAUGAGAACCUUAGGGAUCUGACUACUCAUGAGUGUGGGUCUAAAUGCGAGUUCGAGAUCGUAAACUAAGGUCAUGUGGUUUUGCCUAUUUGCCUAUGAUCACCUAACCCAGCAACCUUGUCCCCAACUUGUGCUGGUCAGCAGUAGAAAGGAAUGAGAGUUCUGAAAAAAAAUAUCAAGCUCCGCUUAGAAUUCCAAAGUCGUUCUCGUACUAGUAUCAUUUAAGCACGGUUUUGUCUACCAACUCUUGGGUCCUCCUGUGGUCGCUUGAGUAGUCAGCCUCGAAGGUCGGUAUUCAAGUACAUUAAUCGAUACCUCUGUUAUUAAAGAUUGUAUGGUCACUGCUAGAGACUGUUACCGUAUUUAUUCGAUUAACCGCCCUGGGUGCUUAUUAAAGUUUUGGACCUUUAGAGUGGGCGCUUAUUCGAGGCUGGGCGCUUAUUAAAUUCUCACCGUUUUCAGCAAGUGUAGUAUGUUUAUUUCCAACAAAACAAUAAAUGGUAAUAAAAAAAUGUAACAAGAUGUAACAAAGCAAGGUUUCUGUAAACUACUCUGAAGAACACUCCGUCUUUGGGGAAGUCUCUCAGUAUUAGUACUUCAAUUUCAAUUUCAAUCUCAUUGUCACUCAAGUGGGUGGGGUGGGGUGGGUGCUUAUUCGAGGCUGGGCUGCCCUUAGCAUGGGCGCGUAUUCGAGGUGGGCGCUAAUUCGAGGAUGGGCGCUUAUUCGAAUAAAUACGGUAUGUCCCUAUUGGUUCGUUUCUAGUGGUCGUGAGAUGGGGCCGAUUCCCAACACUAUUGUGUUAAAGGAUUUUUGUAUCAUUGCAUUACUCAUAAACUGGUUAAUAGAAAUUUUGUAAUCGAUGAUAACUCUUUGGAAAAGGGCGCGUUUUUUUUCUAAAAUACUCUUUAUUACAUUUAUUCGCAGGGUCCUCACCGCAUCGCCUUCCAAGUGGCUGGUGGCUUACGGACACGUGUAUACUCUUCUAAUGGACAUGAACUCUCUAUAUGUGGUAAGGACAACAGACGAGCGAAUCGUGGCGGAGUAUUCUCUUCCUCCGUUUAGAAGGUCAGUGCGUGGCUCUAACUUUAUCCCCGGUGAAAUCACGUGGCUUGAUGGUCUCCCUGCCAUACCCCUAGAGAACCUUAUAUUCGCCACGAGCAUGCCGGACUACAGUGUUUUACUACUCAUACUCAAAGGCGGAACGUGA